AUGGGUGUGGAUUAUUAUAAGAUAUUACAAGUUGACAAGAAUGCCAAAGAUGAAGAUUUGAAGAAAGCUUAUAGAAAGCUUGCCAUGAAGUGGCACCCUGAUAAGAAUCCUAAUAACAAGAAAGAUGCUGAGGCGAAAUUCAAACAGAUCUCGGAAGCCUAUGAGGUUCUAAGUGAUCCACAAAAGAGAGCAAUCUAUGAUCAGUAUGGUGAAGAAGGGCUAAAAGGGCAAGUGCCACCGCCAGAUGCUGGAGGACCUGGUGGGACAACAUUUUUCUCAUCAGGAGAUGGACCAAAUGUGUUUACAUUCAGUCCUAGAAACGCCAAUGACAUUUUUGCUGAAUUUUUCGGGUCUUCGAGCCCAUUUAGAGGAAUGCCUUUUGGAGGAAUGGGAGGGGGUAGUGGCAUGAGGGGAAAUUCAAGGUUUUCUGGUGGAAUGUUUGGGGAUGAUAAGUUCAGUUCAUUUGGGGAUGGCAGACCAAUGAGUUCAGGUCCCCGAAAGGCGCCUCCAAUUGAGAAUACAUUGCCUUGUAGCCUAGAAGAACUAUACAAGGGUACCACUAAGAAGAUGAAGAUUUCAAGGGAAAUACUUGAUGCAAGUGGGAAGACCUUGCCAGUAGAGGAGAUUCUAACCAUAGACAUCAAGCCUGGUUGGAAAAAGGGAACAAAAAUCACAUUCCCUGAGAAAGGGAACGAACAACCAAAUGUUAUUCCUGCAGAUCUUGUAUUCAUAAUCGACGAAAAACCUCAUAGCGUGUUCACGAGAGAUGGCAAUGAUCUGGUUGUCACUCAAAAAAUAUCGCUCGCUGAAGCGUUAACAGGAUACACAGUCCAUCUCACAACACUCGAUGGAAGGAACCUGACUAUACCUAUCAACAGUGUGAUUCAUCCAAAUUAUGAAGAGGUUGUUCCGAGAGAAGGAAUGCUAAUACCAAAGGAGCCAUUGAAGAGGGGCAACCUUCGAAUCAAGUUUAAUAUCAAAUUCCCGACUCGGUUAACGGCUGAGCAGAAGUCUGGAAUCAAGAAACAACUUGCUCCAUGA
Molecule: messenger RNA, 1041 nt
Organism: Ilex paraguariensis (yerba mate)
Lineage: Eukaryota; Viridiplantae; Streptophyta; Magnoliopsida; Aquifoliales; Aquifoliaceae
Source: the annotation of a GenBank genome assembly